This is a messenger RNA of Papilio xuthus (Asian swallowtail), 405 nucleotides long. RefSeq lists its product as uncharacterized. Bases 7 to 366 code for a protein of 119 amino acids. The transcript is spliced from 2 exons. NCBI's taxonomy places the organism in Eukaryota, Metazoa, Arthropoda, Insecta, Lepidoptera, Papilionidae. The record is from RefSeq and is a predicted model, not a curated record.
AUCAAGAUGUCUCUUCCAUUGUACACGGUGUUCAUUUGCUUCGCAAUUCUCUUCAUCAAUGUCAACGGGCAAUGCGCAGGAUCGACAGAACAAUGCGGCUGUAACAACCCUACUACUUCAACAACACCAAGAACCAUAGAGAUAGUCAGAGUCAGAGAUCAAGAGAGAAGACGCGACCCGCAAACCAUAGACAGACGUCAGCCAGUUGUACUACAACCGACUAUACAAAAAUACUUCGUCUUCCCUCAGAACAGUCGAUCUGUCAGAUAUCCUAGUUCUUAUCCACUAGAUAAUAGAGGUGGUUAUUACAUGAUGCCUGUUGCUGUACGUCGCAAGGUUAUCAAGAAGACUCCCGCCGAAACAUAGAACUAGCGAAAAAAAUGUGUGUUAUUUAUUUAUUUAUUA